GUUGAUACUAAUUUUUUUUUCUUCUGAUACACUUCAAAAUCAAUUUAGAGUCAAUGGAUCAAAAAUAGACGUGAAUUGGUAAUAGAUAAUAGAAGUUGAAGACUCAUCGAUUGUCAAAUGUUUUCACGGUCAAAUAAAGGAAUCAAACAACAACAGGAGUUUGUGGAGAUCACUCAAAGUUCUCUGAUAAUUGCAGCUAGUUAUUUAAAGAAUAAUAAUAAUAAUCUAGAACGAGCCAUACAGCAAUAUUUUGAAAACACGAAGAAGAGUCAAAGUCAAGAUAAUACUAAAUAUGAUCCUAAAUUAAUCAAACUUUAUGAAUCAUAUCAAGAUUCUGAGAAUAAUCAAUUGAUUAGUAUUGAAGGUACGAUUCAAUAUUUAGAAGAUUUACAUAUUGAACCAGAAGAUUUAGAAAGUUUAACAUUAGCAUAUUUAUUAAACAGUACCAAGAUUGGAGAAUUUGAAAAACCCAAAUUUUUAAAAUUUUGGACUAGUUAUAAAAUCAAUGAUUUGAAAAAAAUGUCAAAAUUCAUCAAAGAUAUCCAUCAUAAAUUAAUAACUGAUGACACAGUUGAGAUAAAAUCAACUGAUUCAGAUGGUGCUUCCACGGCAAGUUUCAAAAAUGUGUAUGAAUAUACUUUCCUGGGGUUAUUAGAAGUUGCAAAUCAAAAUAAGAUUGAUUAUGUGUUAUGUACUGAAUAUUGGAAAUUAUUAAUCCCCAUAUUAAUUAAUAGAGAACUUAAGCAAGAGGGGCAAGAUUCAACUAUUGAUGAAAGAGAAUCCCUAAUAUAUACCCGAUUAAAUCAAUGGUAUGAAUUUCUCGAUAUUGAAUACAAACAACAUGUUUCUCAUGAUAAAUGGACCAUGUUUUAUUUAUUUGUCAAGGAUAUAAUUAUAACUGAUCCAUCCACCUUAAAAGAUUAUGAUGAAAUGGCAGCAUGGCCUAGUGUAUUUGAUGAAUAUGUCAAUUAUUUACGAGAAAAUGAACUACUUCAAUGAAUAAAAAUACUGACAUAAAUAGGUUCUAUUAUUAGUAAGCGGUAUAUAUAUAUAGAGUACAAAUGGUAAUCUAGAAAUUAUUAAUUAUAUAUUUUUAUAGAUAUAUCAAAAAUAAAAAGAAUAUAAAAAAGCAAAAAAAAAGAAA
Scheffersomyces coipomensis is the source of this 1144-nucleotide messenger RNA. Its product is annotated as NEDD8 ligase. The record is from RefSeq and is a predicted model, not a curated record. Gene Ontology annotation, molecular function: ubiquitin conjugating enzyme binding; cullin family protein binding; ubiquitin-like protein binding. The coding region runs from base 118 to 999 and encodes 293 amino acids. The transcript has 2 exons. Lineage: Eukaryota; Fungi; Ascomycota; Pichiomycetes; Serinales; Debaryomycetaceae. Gene Ontology annotation, biological process: protein neddylation. Gene Ontology annotation, cellular component: ubiquitin ligase complex.